Closterium sp. NIES-65 is the source of this 9069-nucleotide messenger RNA. The record is from the annotation of a GenBank genome assembly. NCBI's taxonomy places the organism in Eukaryota, Viridiplantae, Streptophyta, Zygnematophyceae, Desmidiales, Closteriaceae.
AUGGAAAGCGGGAGAAUGGACGUGGACGUGGACAUGAACGUGGACGUGGACAUGGACGUGGACGUGGACAUGGGCGUGGACAUGGAUAUGGACCUGGACGUGGACGUGGACAUGGACGUGGACGUGGACGUGGACCUGGACGUGGAUGUGGACAUGGACGUGGACGUGGACAUGGACGUGGACGUGGACGUGGACCUGGACGUGGAUGUGGACGUGGACGUGGACGUGGACGUGGACUUGGACAUGGACGUGGACGUGGACAUGGACGUGGACGUGGACGUGGACGUGGACGUGGACGUAGAAAUGGACGUGGACGUGGACGUGGACAUGGACGUGGACGUGGACGUGGACGUGGACGUGGACAUGGACGUGGACGUGGACGAGGACAUGGACGUGGACGUGGACGUGGACGUGGACGUGGACAUGGACGUGGACGUGGACGUGGACCUGGACCUGGACGUGGACGUGGACCUGGACGUGGACGUGGACGUGGACGUGGACGUGGACGUGGAGGUGGACGUGGAGGUGGACGUGGACGUGGACGUGGACGUGGACGUGGACGUGGACGUGGAGGUGGAUGUGGACGUGGAGGUGGACGUGGACGUGGACGUUGAUGUGGACGUGGACGUGGAGGUGGACGUGGACGUGGACGUGGACGUGGACGUGGACGUGGACGUGGACGUGGACGUGGACGUGGACGUGGACGUGGAGGUGGACGUGGACGUGGACGUGGACGUGGAGGUGGAGGUGGAGGUGGACGUGGAUGUGGACGUGGACGUGGACAUGGACGUGGACAUGGUCAUAGACGUGGACAUGGACGUGGAAGUGGACGUGGACGUGGACCUGGACGUGAACGUGGACGUGGACGUGAACGUGGACGUGGACGUGGACGUGGACCUGGACGUGGACGUGGACAUGGAGGUGGACAUGGAGGUGGACGUGGACGUGGACGUGGACGUGGACGUGGACGUGGACGUGGACGUGGACGUGGACAUGGACGUGGACAUGGACGUGGACGUGGACGUGGACGUGGACGUGGACAUGGGCGUGGACGUGGACGUGGACGUGGACAUGGACGUGGACGUGGACAUGGACGUGGACGUGGACAUGGGCGUGGACAUGGACGUGGACGUGGACGUGGACAUGGGCGUGGACAUGGACGUGGACGUGGACGUGGACGUGGGCGUGGACAUGGACGUGGACGUGGACGUGGACGCGGACGUGGACAUGGGCGUGGACGUGGACGUGGACGUGGACAUGGACAUGGACGUAGACUUGGACAUGGACGUGGACAUGGACGCGGACGUGGACGCGGACGUGGUCGUGGACGUGGACGUGGACGGGGACGCGGACAUGGUCGUGGAAGUGGACGUGGACAUGGACCUGGACGUGGACGUGGACGUGGACAUGGACGUGGACGUGGACGUGGACGUGGACGUGGACAUGGACGUGGACGUGGAUAUGGACGUGGACAUGAUCAUAGACGUGGACGAGGACGUGGACCUGGACGUGAACGUGGACGUGGACGUGAACGUGGACGUGGACGUGGACAUGGACGUGGACGUGGACAUGGACAUGGAGGUGGACGUGGACAUGGACGUGGACGUGGACGUGGACAUGGACGUGGACGUGGACAUGGACGUGGACGUGGACAUGGGCGUGGACAUAGACGUGGACGUGGACGUGGACGUGGACAUGGACAUGAACAUGGACGUGGACGUGGACGUGGACGUGGACAUGGGCGUGGACAUGGACGUGGACGUGGACGUGGACAUGGGCGUGGACAUGGACAUGGACGUGGACGUGGACAUGGACGUGGACGUGGGCGUGGACGUGGACAUGGACGUGAACGUGGACGUGGACGUGGAUAUGGACGUGGACGUGGACAUGGACGUGGACGUGGACAUGGGCGUGGACAUGGACGUGGACGUGGACGUGGACGUGGACAUGGACAUGGACAUGGACGUGGACGUGGACAUGGGCGUGGACAUGGACGUGGACGUGUACGUGGACAUGGGCGUGGACAUGGACGUGGACGUGGACGUGGACAUGGACAUGGACGUGGACAUGGACGUGGACAUGGACGUGGACAUGGACAUGGACGUGGACAUGGACAUGGACGUGGACAUGGACGCGGACGUGGACGCGGACGUGGUCGUGGACAUGGACGCGGACGUGGACGUGGACGUGGACAUGGACGUGGAAGUGGACGUUGACAUGGACCUGGACGUGGACGUGGACGUGGACAUGGACGUGGACGUGGACGUGGACGUGGACAUGGACGUGGACAUGGUCAUAGACGUGGACAUGGACGUGGACAUGGACGUGGACGUGGACCUGGACGUGAUCGUGGACGUGGACGUGGACGUGGACAUGGACGUGGACGUGAACUUGGACGUGGUCAUGGACGUGGACGUGGACGUGGACGUAGACGAGGACCUUGGCGUGGACAUGGACGUGGACGUGGACGUGGACAUGGACGUGGACGUGAACGUGGACGUGGACAUGGACGUGGACAUGGACGUGGAUAUGGACGUGGACGUGGACAUGGACGUGGACGUGGACGUGGACAUGGACGUGGACGUGGACGUGGAUGUGGUCGUGGUCGACGUGGAGGUGGACGUGGACGUGGUCAUGGACGUGGAGGACUUGGACGUGGACAUGAACGUGGACGUGGACGUGGUCGUGGACGUGGACGUGGUCCUGGUCGUGGACGUGGUCGUAGACGUGGACGUUGUCGUCCACGACAUGGACUUGGACGUGGACGUGGACGUGGUCGUGGACGUGGACGUGAUCAUGGAGGUGGUUGUGGUCGUGGACGUAGACGUGGUCGUGGACGUGGACGUGGACGUGGAGGACGUGGACGUGGACGUGGAGGACGUGGACGUGGACGUGGAUGUGGACGUUGACGUGGACGUUGACGUGGACGUGGACGUGGAGGAGGUGGACGUUGAGGACUUGGACGUGGACGUGAACGUGGACGUGGACAUGGACGUGGACGUGGACGUGGACGUGGACAUGGACGUGGACAUGGACGUGGACGUGGACGUGGACGUAGACAUGGACGUGGACGUGGAAGUGGACGUGGACGUGGACGUGGAUGUGGACGUGGACGUGGACAUGGACGUGGACAUGGACGUGGACGUGGACGUGGACGUGGACAUGGACGUGGACGUGGACGUGUACGUGGACGUGGACAGGGACGUGGACGUGGACGUGGAGGACUUGGACGUGGACAUGGACGUGGACAUGGACGUGGAGGACUUGGACGUGGACAUGGACGUGGACGUAGACGUGGACGUGGACGUGGACGUGGACAUGGACGUGGACAUGGACGUGGACGUGGACAUGGACGUGGACAUGGACGUGGACGUGGACGUGGACAUGGACGUGGACGUGGACGUAGACGUGGACAUGGACGUGGACAUAGACGUGGACGUGGACGUGGACGUGGACAUUGACGUGGACGUGGACAUUGACGUGGACGUGGACGUAGACGUGGACAUGGACGUGGACAUGGACGUGGACAUGGACGUAGACAUGAACGUGGACGUGGACAUGGACGUGGAUGUGGACAUGGACAUGGACGUGGACGUGGACGUGGACCUGGACGUGGACGUGGACGUGGACAUGGUCGUCGACGUGGACGUGGACGUGGACAUGGACGUGGACGUGGACAUGGACGUGGACGUGGACGUGGACGUUGACGUGGACGUGGACGUGGACGUGGACGUGGACGUGGAGGUGGACGUGGACUUGGACGUGGACGUGGACGUGGACAUGGACGUGGACGUGGACGUGGACGUGGAGGUGGACGUGGACGUGGACGUGGACGUGGACGUGGAAGUGGACGUGGACGUGGACGUGGACGUGGACAUGGACAUGGACGUGGACGUGGACGUGGACUUGGACUUGAACGUGGACGUGGACGUGGACGUGGACACGGACGUGGAGGUGGACGUAGACGUGGACGUGGACGUGGACCUGGACGUAGAAGUGGACGUGGACAUGGACGUGGAAGUGGACGUGGACGUGGACGUGGAGGACUUGGACGUGGACAUGGACGUGGACGUAGACGUGGACUUGGACGUGAACGUGGACGUGGACGUGGACGUUGACACGGACGUGGAGGUGGACAAGGACUUGGACGUGGACGUGGACGUGGACCUGGACGUAGAAGUGGACCUAGACGAGGACGUGGACGUGGACGUGGACGUGGAGGACUUGGACGUUGACAUGGACGUGGACGUGGACGUGGACGUGGACAUGGACGUGGACGUGGACGUGGACGUGGACAUGGACAUGGACAUGGACGUGGAGGUGGAGGUGGACGUGGACGUGGACGUGGACGUGGACGUGGACGUGGACGUGGACGUGGAGGUGGAUGUGGACGUGGAGGUGGACGUGGACGUGGACGUUGACGUGGACGUGGACGUGGAGGUGGACGUGGACGUUGACGUGGACGUGGAGGUGGACGUGGACGUGGACGUGGACGUGGAGGUGGACGUGGACGUGGACGUGGACGUGGAGGUGGAGGUGGGCGUGGACGUGGAUGUGGACGUGGACGUAGACAUGGACGUGGACAUGGUCAUAGACGUGGACAUGGACGUGGAAGUGGACGUGGACGUGGACCUGGACGUGGACGUAGACGUGGACGUGGACAUGGACGUGGACGUGGACGUGGACGUGGACAUGGACGUGGACAUGGACGUGGACAUGGACGUGGACGUGGAGGUGGACGUGGACGUGGACGUGGAGGUGGACGUGGACGUGGACGUGGACGUGGACGUGGAAGUGGACGUGGACGUGGACGUGGACGUGGACAUGGACAUGGACGUGGACGUGGACGUGGACUUGGACUUGAACGUGGACGUGGACGUGGACGUGGACACGGACGUGGAGGUGGACGUGGACGUGGACGUGGACGUGGACGUGGACCUGGACGUAGAAGUGGACGUGGACAUGGACGUGGAAGUGGACGUGGACGUGGACGUGGAGGACUUGGACGUGGACAUGGACGUGGACGUAGACGUGGACUUGGACGUGAACGUGGACGUGGACGUGGACGUUGACACGGACGUGGAGGUGGACAAGGACUUGGACGUGGACGUGGACGUGGACCUGGACGUAGAAGUGGACCUAGACGAGGACGUGGACGUGGACGUGGACGUGGACGUGGAGGACUUGGACGUUGACAUGGACGUGGACGUGGACGUGGACGUGGACAUGGACGUGGACGUGGACGUGGACGUGGACAUGGACAUGGACAUGGACGUGGAGGUGGACGUGGACGUGGACGUGGACGUGGACGUGGACGUGGACGUAGAGGUGGAUGUGGACGUGGAGGUGGACGUCGACGUGGACGUUGACGUGGACGUGGACGUGGAGGUGGACGUGGACGUUGACGUGGACGUGGAGGUGGACGUGGACGUGGACGUGGACGUGGACGUGGACGUGGAGGUGGACGUGGACGUGGACGUGGAGGUGGAGGUGGACGUGGACGUGGAUGUGGACGUGGACGUGGACAUGGACGUGGACAUGGUCAUAGACGUGGACAUGGACGUGGAAGUGGACGUGGACGUGGACCUGGACGUGAACGUGGACGUGGACGUGAACGUGGACGUGGACGUGGACGUGGACCUGGACGUGGACGUCGACAUGGAGGUGGACAUGGAGGUGGACGUGGACGUGGACGUGGACGUGGACGUGGACGUGGACAUGGACGUGGACAUGGACGUGGACGUGGACGUGGACGUGGACAUGGGCGUGGACGUGGACGUGGACGUGGACGUGGACAUGGACGUGGACGUGGACAUGGACGUGGACGUGGACGUGGACAUGGGCGUGGACAUGGACGUGGACGUGGACGUGGACGUGGACAUGGGCGUGGACAUGGACGUGGACGUGGACGUGGACGUGGGCGUGGACAUGGACGUGGACGUGGACGUGGACGCGGACGUGGACAUGGGCGUGGACGUGGACGUGGACGUGGACAUGGACAUGGACAUUGACGCGGACGUGGACGCUGGAAGUGGACACGUGGACGAGGACGUGGACCUGGACGUGAACGUGGACGUGGACGUGAACGUGGACGUGGACGUGGACAUGGACGUGGACGUGGACAUGAACAUGGAGGUGGACGUGGACAUGGACGUGGACGUGGACGUGGACAUGGACGUGGACGUGGACAUGGACGUGGACGUGGACAUGGGCGUGGACAUGGACGUGGACGUGGACGUGGACGUGGACAUGGACAUGAACAUGGACGUGGACGUGGACGUGGACAUGGGCGUGGACAUGGACGUGGACGUGGACGUGGACAUGGGCGUGGACAUGGACAUGGACGUGGACGUGGACACGGACGUGGACGUGGGCGUGGACGUGGACAUGGACGUGAACGUGGACGUGGACGUGGACAUGGACGUGGACGUGGACAUGGACGUGGACGUGGACGUGGACAUGGGCGUGGACAUGGACGUGGACGUGGACGUGGACAUGGACAUGGACAUGGACAUGGACGUGGACGUGGACGUGGACAUGGGCGUGGACAUGGACGUGGACGUGUACGUGGACAUGGGCGUGGACAUGGACGUGGACGUGGACGUGGACAUGGACAUGGACGUGGACAUGGACGUGGACAUGGACGUGGACAUGGACAUGGACGUGGACAUGGACAUGGACGUGGACAUGGACGCGGACGUGGACGCGGACGUGGUCGUGGACAUGGACGCGGACGUGGACGUGGACGUGGACAUGGACGUGGAAGUGGACGUUGACAUGGACCUGGACGUGGACAUGGACGUGGACAUGGACGUGGACGUGGACGUGGACGUGGACGUGGACAUGGACGUGGACAUGGUCAUAGACGUGGACAUGGACGUGGACAUGGACGUGGACGUGGACCUGGACGUGAACGUGGACGUGGACGUGGACGUGGACAUGGACGUGGACGUGAACUUGGACGUGGUCAUGGACGUGGACGUGGACGUGGACGUGGACGAGGACCUUGGCGUGGACAUGGACGUGGACGUGGACGUGGACAUGGACGUGGACGUGAACGUGGACGUGGACAUGGACGUGGACAUGGACGUGGAUAUGGACGUGGACGUGGACAUGGACGUGGACGUGGACGUGGACAUGGACGUGGACGUGGUCGUGGUCGACGUGGAGGUGGACGUGGACGUGGUCAUGGACGUGGAGGACUUGGACGUGGACAUGAACGUGGACGUGGACGUGGUCGUGGACGUGGACGUGGUCCUGGUUGUGGACGUGGUCGUAGACGUGGACGUUGUCGUCCACGACAUGGACUUAGACGUGGACGUGGACGUGGUCGUGGACGUGGACGUGAUCAUGGAGGUGGUUGUGGUCGUGGACGUAGACGUGGUCGUGGACGUGGACGUGGACGUGGAGGACGUGGACGUGGACGUGGAGGACGUGGACGUGGACGUGGAUGUGGACGUUGACGUGGACGUUGACGUGGACGUGGACGUGGAGGAGGUGGACGUUGAGGACUUGGACGUGGACGUGAACGUGGACAUGGACAUGGACGUGGACGUGGACGUGGACAUCGACAUGGACGUGGACAUGGACGUGGACGUGGACGUGGACGUAGACAUGGACGUGGACGUGGAAGUGGACGUGGACGUGGACGUGGAUGUGGACGUGGACGUGGACAUGGACGUGGACAUGGACGUGGACGUGGACGUGGACGUGGACAUGGACGUGGACGUGGACGUGUACGUGGACGUGGACAAGGACGUGGACGUGGACGUGGAGGACUUGGACGUGGACAUGGACGUGGACGUGGACUUGGAGGACUUGGACGUGGACAUGGACGUGGACGUAGACGUGGACGUGGACGUGGACGUGGACAUGGACGUGGACAUGGACGUGGACGUGGACAUGGACGUGGACAUGGACGUGGACGUGGACGUGGACAUGGACGUGGACGUGGACGUAGACGUGGACAUGGACGUGGACAUAGACGUGGACGUGGACGUGGACGUGGACGUGGACAUUGACGUGGACGUGGACGUAGACGUGGACGUGGACAUGGACGUGAACAUGCACGUGGACGUGGAGGUGGACGUGGACCUGGAGGACUUGGACGUCGACAUGGACGUAGACGUAGACGUGGACGUGGUAGUGGACGAAGACAUGGUCGUGGACGUGGACAUGGACGUAGACGUGGACGUGGAUGUGGUCGUGGACGUGGACGUGGACGUGGACGUGGACGUGGACGUGGUCGUGGACGUGGACGAGCACGUGGACGUGGACGUGGACGUGGACGUGGACGUGGACAUGGACGUGGACGUGGACGUGAACGUAGACGUGGACGUGGACGUGGUCGUGGACGUGGACCUGGACGUAGACGUGGACAUGGACGUGGACGUGGACGUGGACGUGGACGUGGACAUGGACGUGGACGUGGACCUGGACCUGGACGUGGACGUGGACGUGGACGUGGUGGUGGACAUGGACGUGGACGUGGACGUGGACUUGGACGUGGACGUGGACGUGGACAUGGACAUGGACGUGGACGUGGACGUGGACGUGGACGAAGACGUGGUCGUGGACGUGGACGUGGACGUGGACGUGGACAUAGACGUAGACGUGGACGUGGACAUGGACAUGGACGUGGACGUGGACGUGGACAUGGACGUGGACGUGGACGUGGACGUGGACAUGGACGUGGACGUGGACGUGGAGGUGGAGGACGUGGACAUGGACGUGGACGUGGACGUGGAGGUGGACGUGGACGUGGACGUGGACGUGGACGAGGACGUGGACAUGCACGUGGACGACGAUGUCGACGUGGACGUGGACGUCGACAUGGUCGUGGACGUGGACGUGGACAUGGACGUGGACGUGGACGUGGACCUGGACGUGGACGAGGACGUGGACGUGGACGUGGACAUGGACGUGGACGUGGACGUGUACGUGGACAUGGACGUAGACGUGGACGUGGACGUGGACGUGGACAUGGACGUGGACGUGGACGUGGACGUGGACGUAGACAUGGACGUGGACGUGGACGUGGACGUGGACAUGGACGUGGUGGAGGACUAG